AUGCCUUGCGACUCGACGAUCGGAGUCUCAACUUUCUUGGGCGGACGGUAAGGUCUCACCUCAACUUUACGUUGAAGCCAGAGCUUCAGAACUCCCACCAAAGAGCUAGUUGGACCGGCCUACGACGAAGUCUACGAACAGAUCGCCGACACUUAUUUGGAGCCGAAUAGCGUUAAAGCCCGGCAGUCCACCUCCACGCUGAAUACGGAUGUCGAGAGCGCGAGACGUGAGAAAUUACACUCGAUCUUUGGAGAAAACUAACUACAGAGUCUGAAACCUCUCCUUUCCGUAUACUAUCUCGCUAUCCGCAUCAUUUUUUUCAGUUCUCCCGUCCUCCGGCAACCUCGCCUCCUCUUCCCAAUCUAUCCCAGUCAAGCAACGGACCACCGUCAUCGACGACGUCGCCAGGCCUUUGUCCUUCGACGAAGGCCAGAAAGACAACCUGCAACUGCAUCGGACCAGGGAGAAGAUGAUCAUGGAGGAGAUCACUAGGAAGGAACUUUUCAAGAAGAAGCCGAUCCCUCCCGCCAAGCCGCCAACUCCCAUCAAACCGCCGCCCAAACCCACGGCCUUGUCUAUAAGAGAUUUCGGAAUUGAUAUGUCGAAACAAACGACCGGAUCUUGUCAGCAAAUCAGCUCGAGAGUCGAUUUCCCGACGACGUCUUCGGUUCCGACGUCUUCUACGAAUGUUGCGAGGCCGUCUUCUAGGAUCUUCGAAUCUUCGGAUCGGCUCGAUGUGCUGAGAGGACGACCAGCUCCGCCAACUACUUACAGUCAUCAACCUAGCGGGUGAGUCGCACUGGGAAUGGCUCAAGGCGUCGCGGUCGCGCUGCGGUCUGAGUAAUCUUCUUCUUCUUCUUCCUGAGCAGCGUCAGCUAUUUGAGUAAUGAUUUUCGUAAAAAAUGCCGCGAAUCCUAAGGAUUCGACUAGCAAGCGUAAGUCGUUUUGUGGUCGGGUGCAAUUUUGUAGCUUGUCUGUGGCCUCUCAGGCACCUAAUUGUCCUUCAGAGAAUCAGGAAAAAUAACUUUUUUUUAGGUCUGGCGAUGAUUUUCCACCCCCUCCUCCAGAGAUUGCAAUCAAUACGUUUGCCGCAGCGAGGAAGUGAGGAUUUACAUUAAAAACGAGACUUUCUAGCUUUUUUAAUGGCAAGAGUCUUGCUGGGAGUCGAACCAGUGACCGUUCUGACACUAGAUAUAAUCUUAGCCACUGAGCCACGAUUCCCAUAAUUUCAGAUCCAUAACCAAUCUCUCCUUCCGAGGGCUUGGCGACCCGGCGGCUCACAUCUUUGACCGACCAGAGUCCGUUGAUUUCGGCACGUCUUCCCCGUCGACGUCGACCCAAGGCGCUCCAGAAGACGUCAACGGCCCCAGGAGACCUUUCACGUCUCUUUCUCAGCAUGCGAUUCUGAAUCGACGGUUUCUGAACGUCCUGCCUGAUGAGGUACGACAGAAAUUCAGUUUUAGUGCGAAAUUUGGGAAUUUCUGAAAGUUGAUCAAGAAUUUUCUGAAGGCCUAGAAAGAUAGUUCUCAUUUCUGCUACCUUUGCAAACUUCUAACUUUCGAAUUUUGGAUUUUCAAAGUUCCGCUGUUCAUUUUCGUACCACAUGAACCUCUAGAAAGUCUCAACCUGCACAAUUUUCGAUCCAUUUUUGAAGUUUUUCUUAGACUUUGAGGAGACUUUUCUCGAAACCUAGGUAAUUUAGUAGGCUCAACCUUCAGAAUUACCAACUAGUACAUUUUGAAAAUUUCUGCUGAAUUUACAAGAAAUUCCCGACUACAAAGUGAAAUAACUACCCUUUUGAGGAUAUAUGAAAGUUCCAGGUGGACCGCUCGGUCGGCUCCUCGACGCUGCUGGAGAACGACGUCAGAGACUCGCCGUCUUCAUAUCUAAGAGACGCCGAACUGAGGCUCAACAUGUUCGUCAACGACAAGAUGGCGCCACCUUCCUCCAACGGAAGCACGACUGGGGGACAAGACGAAACCACCGUCUAG
Messenger RNA from Caenorhabditis auriculariae, 1991 nucleotides. The record is from the annotation of a GenBank genome assembly. Lineage: Eukaryota; Metazoa; Nematoda; Chromadorea; Rhabditida; Rhabditidae.